Trichobilharzia szidati is the source of this 1288-nucleotide messenger RNA. NCBI's taxonomy places the organism in Eukaryota, Metazoa, Platyhelminthes, Trematoda, Strigeidida, Schistosomatidae. The record is from the annotation of a GenBank genome assembly.
UUCGAAAAUGUUAUGAGUUAUGGUAGAUCGCUCAGGGUGCAGGAUUUGCGUCAACUGCAAAGAAAGCGUACUGGAAAGUAACUUCAUACUACAUGAGGCAUUCUGUUCUCGAAAUUUGACAACGUGUCCUGACUGUGGAGAAAAUGUGUUGAGGACUUUGUUAUCCAAGCACCAUUGCGAAAAACAUGAGCAAAACCAGUGCUCAAAGUGCGGGUCUCUUCUGAGAAAAUGUGAUGUUGCUGAACACGAAGUUGUAUGCCCCAGACGACUGGUUGGAUGCAUAUACUGCAAUCUGGAAGUCAGCAUGGACGAGUUAGACGAACACGAAUCGCGAUGUGGCAGCAGAACAGAAUUUUGUUCAGGAUGUGGCAGUUUUGUGAUGAUUAAAAGUCUUAAGACUCAUCACUGUAGGAAUUAUGCAGAUCGACAAAACUUUCCUCAGACUGAUUACAAAAGUGACUUCUUGAUGGCGUUUGAUCUACAGUGUGAAGAUUAUAUGCGAAACUUAUCACUAAUUGAUAGUACGUUUUGCCGAUCUAUCGUUUCAUCUCAGUUCAAAGACAGAUCUGUAACGCUGAUGAAUAGCAUCAAGAAUGAUCAGGAAUCAAAUUCACUGAUCCCAUGUGAAUUCUGUCAGUCUGCAUACCCAAUGAACCUGAUUUCAGAGCAUCAAGUUUUAUGCAUGGUUGGGGAUAAUUCAUCAACAGAGCUAAAUCAAAUAUCUAACGAUACAAGUGGUGAAUUAACAAAAUCAAACAAUGACUCAACCUCGGCAAAAUCAUCACCGAAACGUAGUCUGAUCAAAUCAGUUGUCAAAAGGUUACCUAUACCUCAAUCAUCAUCAUCAUCAUCAUUACUAUCAACAACUUCAUCUAAACGAAGUGCCAGUGUAAAACCUACUGAGAAUAUUCCGAAUCCAGAUCAACCAUCCUAUGAAUUACCACCAAUCAAGAAUGCUCCACUCUAUAAAAAGAGAUAUCAAAGCCGAAACCAGAUGAAACAAACUACUUCGCAUAGUAUAACUGCCCAAGGUGAAAGCAUAAACCGACCGGCGCUUACAAAUUCCACCUUAGAUUCAUGGAAGAAGAAGAAGAAUGGUGUUAGUUCAUUGUCUAAUAAAAGGAAUCCCCUGAAGAAGGCAACACCAAUUAAUCUUGUCUGUCAUAGUAAUUAUGCAGGAAAUGGCGAUGGCUUUCAGCGUGGAGAUGAUGAUGACGAUAAUGGUGAUAAUGAUGGCGUUCACUUGCGGUUGAAUACUUCUCAUACAUUGAAAAAGUUAUCGAAAUAA